CAAUUGAGCUGUCAUUCAGGGAAAGUGCUAAUACUAAAACAGUGUGUUUCUUGAUUAAACUUGCGUCUGAUGCAGGGGAGGUAUUUUGCUGGUAGAGUCAUUCUGUAGCUGACUUACUGACUGCAGAGAGACUGCUGUCAACUGUGGUGCGCGCCCACAAAAGAAGGACAAAAUCCGAUAUGAUGCCCAGGCAACACUUUAACAGGUUAUUGCUUAAGACUUGUGAUUUACCAACAUCCAGACUCACGUGUCAGGCUGCCAGUUUCCAGCGACAUGAACUAGUUCAUUUUAGAAGAGAUUUCUCUACUACCUCAUCUGGGAGAACCUAUGAUGUGAGGAGAGUUGAAAUCACUCCUUCAGAGCAGAGGAGGCUGUCGUUUGAUACACAUGCUCUGGUUACAGAACUGGAAUCCCACGGAUUUGGCAUAGAACAAGCAGAGCAAAUUGUAGCAAUAUUAGCAAAUUUAACAAGUACUGGUAUGGAAACCGUGUAUAGGGACAUGGUGACAAAGGCUCAGCAGGAAAUAACCCUACAGCAGAUAAUGGCUCAUUUAGAUGCAAUCAGAAAAGACAUGGUCAUCUUGGAGAAAAGUGAAUUUGCUUACCUGAGGGCAGAAAAUGAGAAAAUGAAAGUUGAACUGGAGCAUGUAAAGCAGCAGUUAGUGGAUGAAAUCAAGAAAAUCAGGGGAGACACUAAAUUAGAUAUCAACUUGGAAAGAAGUAGAGUAACUGACAUGUUCACAGAACAUGAGAAGAAGCUUAUGGAAACACAAACAGAGUUCCAGAAAAAGGAUAUUGUUGUGAGUAGUUCCAUUGGGGAAACUAACAAGAAAAUUGACACAGAAGUCGCUUCAUUAAAAACUGUUAUGGAGUCACAUAAACUGGACACCGUCCGUUAUCUUGCAGCCUCUGUCUUUGCGUGCCUGGCCAUUGCACUUGGAUUCUACCGUCUUUGGAAAUAGAUGGAAACUUCCAGGAAUCUUCAUAACAAUAAAGUUGCCAUGAUAUUCGCAUGAAACUGCACUUUUUUUGGGGGGGUGGGUUUGUUUAGCACUUGAUGUAAGUUAGUGUCCAGUGAGGCUGGCAUAAUCUCCUUACACUACCAUGGCCAUUUACCAUAAUGCUCAGAGAUUUGGUGCAGCUGUGAGAUACAGCAUGCGGCUGUGGGGAAUACUAUAUGAUGUAGUGACUGUAAGGAGACUAGGAAGGCAGAGUUUGGUACAGGAUCAGUGUCCCACUAAGAAUAUGGAACUAAAUGCCCAGGGAUUUAAUUUUGGCUUGUUAGCUCACUAUUUAGUAAGAAUGACCACUUCUAACAAGUACAGAUAUAAAUGCUUUACAUGGUGGCAAACACAGAGGAAUUGACCCCAGCAAGAUUUAUUAUUCUUAUGUUAUCAGAGUGGGAAAAGAAGAUUUUCUAGCUUAAAGCAUAGUUUCUUCUUACAGACAGGCAAUCAGAAGAAACAGAAGUAGCAGCUGGCAUGCUAACAAGACAAAAGGUAAUUAAAAGUAGGUUUUCCAUUUACACAUACUGCUUUUACCCAAACAGAGGUUUUCAUAACUGGGAGAUGACAUUGCCAACUGAAAUGUGCAUUUUAUGUAUAAACUAGCACUUGGGAGGAAAGCAGGCCUAUAGUAUCUUAUAUUUUAUUGAUUAUUGGACCAGAUUGCAUGGAUCACUUUGAAGUUCCUUACCAACCCUGUGCCAUUCCUUUAGCUACUUGCUUUGGGAGUCAGUUUAGAGCUUUAUUGAGUUCUUCAUUACUGUGGCCUUGUUUUCAGUCACUUAGAAGGUUCACAUUAAUUAUUUAAGUGUUGCAUCCUUAAGCUAAUUCCCAGACCUUGGAUUCAUUUUUAUAGAAUGGUACAGCAGUUCUUUAUCAUCUCAGUUUAUUCAUGUUAACAGGUUGGAUGGUUAAUGUAAUUCGUUUGUGCUGUUAAUGAAUGUACUUUUAUAUGAAAUCCAUAAUCUGGAGUUUUCUUAACUGUAUAUCAUGAUUUUGUUUUCACAGAAUAGUAACAGUUGCCAUCAGUCUAGUUUAAUAUGCAAUCAAAGUUCUAGUGCAUUGAAAUUCCAGGUAAAAGGAAAUCCAGAUUACUGAUUUAGUUCCAAAAGUAUUGCAUACCACUUGUUAUUAAAACAUAAAAUGUU
Protopterus annectens (West African lungfish) is the source of this 2152-nucleotide messenger RNA. It is a transcript of the gene CCDC90B, whose product is annotated as coiled-coil domain containing 90B. The record is from RefSeq and is a predicted model, not a curated record. The coding region runs from base 180 to 962 and encodes 260 amino acids. Gene Ontology annotation, cellular component: mitochondrion. The transcript is spliced from 9 exons. Lineage: Eukaryota; Metazoa; Chordata; Ceratodontiformes; Protopteridae.